Messenger RNA from Brachypodium distachyon (stiff brome), 1513 nucleotides. RefSeq lists its product as uncharacterized. The coding region runs from base 22 to 1173 and encodes 383 amino acids. The transcript has 11 exons. Lineage: Eukaryota; Viridiplantae; Streptophyta; Magnoliopsida; Poales; Poaceae. Gene Ontology annotation, cellular component: mitochondrion. The record is from RefSeq and is a predicted model, not a curated record. Gene Ontology annotation, biological process: glycerophospholipid biosynthetic process.
CUGUUAGCACGAGUCGGCGGCAUGAGGGGCUUCCGCUCUGCGCUCUCUCGCGCGGCGGCGCGGACGCGGGCGGAGCUCCAGGGCACGCGCGGGCACGGCCGCCGCCUGUCGCACUCCGCCGCGGCGCCGGCGAGGCCUUCCUUCGGCAUCGCCUUCGACAUCGACGGGGUCAUCCUGCGCGGCCGUAACCCUAUCGGGGGCUCGCCGCAGGCCAUCCGACGCCUCUACUCCGACGACGGUACCCCGAAGAUUCCAUUUCUGUUCUUAACCAACGGAGGUGGUGUCCCAGAGUAUAAAAGAGCUCUGGAGCUAAGUGAGAUUUUGGGAGUUGACAUCUCUCCAGCACAGGUUGUGCAUGGACAUUCUCCUUACAGAGAACUGGUGAAGCGUUUCGAAGAUGAUCUCAUUGUUGCUGUUGGAAAAGGAGAGCCUGCGGCUGUGAUGGUUGAGUAUGGAUUUAGAAAGGUUCUAUCUAUAGAUGACUAUUCAUCAUAUUUUACAGACAUUGACCCCCUAGCUCCAUUCAAGAAAUGGAAAGUGGGACAAUCAAACUGUAAAACCUUGAUGUCUGAGAAAGUGCACCCGGCAUAUGAUGUUUAUGCAGAGAGAGUUAAAGGUGUGUUUGUCGUUAGUGACCCUGUUGAUUGGGGUAGAGAUCUACAGGUACUUUGUGACAUCUUGUCAACUGGUGGGCUUCCUGGAAAUGGAAAAGGAGGCCAGCCUCCUUUGUAUUUUGCGGCUGAUGAUCUUGAAUAUCAGGCUGCAUUUCCUUCUGAGCGACUUGGGAUGGGUGCCUUCAGGAUAGCACUUGAAAGUAUCUUCAAUCAAGUUAGUGAUCUUCCACUCAAGUAUACAUCUUAUGGGAAGCCUAAUCCAUUUGUGUUCAAGAAAGCAGCCAACAUACUAGAAAAACUUGCUAUGGAUAUUUAUCCAAACUCACAGCCAACAACGGAUGUAAAAGACCAUCAGUUCUCUACUAUCUACAUGAUUGGUGAUAAUCCUAAAGUUGAUAUCUAUGGAGUUUCGAAGGCUGGCCCCCCUUGGUCAUCGGUUCUUACUAGGACUGGUGUUUUUAGGGGAAAGGAUAAUGAUCCAAAUUUUCCUGCUGAUUUGGUUGUUGAUACUGUUGAAGAUGCCAUCAACUGUAUUUUGGAAAAAGAAUGCAUACAGUGACAUUGUUGCAAAGGGACCUGGGCACAAAUGAUCCCUUCAUUGUUACUUUGCAUGCUUGGUAGCACAUUAUGACGUUAUCUAACUUGGAAGAACUGUGUCUUCCAAGAGUUCCAUCUCUGAUUUAUUGUACUUCACGGGAAAGCUCUCGAGACAUCAACACAUUAGGAAAACUAAAUCUGUUCCUAGAAUCAUGUGCAGUUAUGCACCCAUUAUUCUAACAGUGCAUUAAUUUCUCAGAAGUAAAAAGUGUUGUCUAAAUUAUUGUGGAUGCAAAAGAUAUUUUUUUUCUUGCAAAAUGUGAUCACAAGUGCACUAGAAAAAAAAGGCAAUGUACAUAUCA